Hippopotamus amphibius kiboko is the source of this 3769-nucleotide messenger RNA. RefSeq names its product chromosome alignment maintaining phosphoprotein 1 (gene CHAMP1). Gene Ontology annotation, biological process: protein localization to kinetochore; attachment of mitotic spindle microtubules to kinetochore; sister chromatid biorientation. Lineage: Eukaryota; Metazoa; Chordata; Mammalia; Artiodactyla; Hippopotamidae. The transcript is spliced from 4 exons. The coding region runs from base 881 to 3358 and encodes 825 amino acids. Gene Ontology annotation, cellular component: nucleoplasm; spindle. The record is from RefSeq and is a predicted model, not a curated record.
CGGGCGGGGAGGGGCGGCGUCCGGGCCGCAGCCCCGAGGAAGCCUGGGGCGGCGGCCGCGGAGGGGCCCGGUCGCCGGCGCCGGCGGAAGGACCCCUCCCCCAGAGCCGCGGGUGGGGUGGGGCCGCUGGGACGCGGGCGGCUGGGUCUGCGUCACCGCGCCGGAGGCAGCGGGCGUUUUGUUUGAAGCCGCGCUGGGAGGUCGGGACCCGGCGCCGCGAGGCUCGGGUCCUGGAGGCAGUUUUCCGUGCCCCCCGGCUGCGUGGGCUUUGUCAUCGCUGCGUUCAGGAGUCGGCUGGGCCGCCCACGGCGGGGAGAAACGUGGUGCGUGUCGGCUAACUCAGCAGCAGAAAGCUGCUUCACAGUGGGCGAGGGACUUGAGCGGGCAUUUCUUCCGAGAAGACGUGCAGAUGGCCGGCGAGCACACCAAAGGAUGCUCUUAACCAUCAGCGUUCUGAAAAUGGAAACCAGUGGUUCAACAUCUCAUCUUUGUCCUUCUUCAUGUACUACACACUGUCUUCUGUGGUUUAGUCAAAAAGCCAUGUAGACUUGCCUGCCCUUGAAGACCACUUUUAAGACUUCUAGUAAGACAGCUGACCAGCCUAAAAGUUGCCUCAAGGGGGUCCUCCAUCUGAAUUGCUAUUUUUGGCAAACUCCUUCACAUCCUUCAAGAUCUCUGCUUGAGUGCUUUCUCUGUCUUGCCCUCCACAUUUUUAUCUUCCCAAGCGAUGUAAGCACCAUAUUGCAAGACAUCUCUUUAAAUUAAGCACCUAGAAAAGCAUGGGGCACCAAACAAUUUAUGAAAUGAAUGGAUAAAAAUAUAUUAGGAUAAAACAUUACAAGCACUGUUUUUAAAGAAUAUAAUCGUGUAUGUUACAAAAAUGGAAGUAUUCCAGGAACUUCGUAAGCCAUCAGCACGUUUGGAGUGUGAGCACUGCAAUUUCAGAGGCACAGAUUAUGAAAAUGUACAAAUCCACAUGGGUACCAUCCAUCCAGAAUUUUGUGAUAAAAUGGAUGCUGGUGGGUUAGGUAAAAUGAUAUUUUACCAGAAAAGUGCAAAGCUAUUUCACUGCCAUAAAUGCUUUUUCACCAGCAAGAUGUAUUCUAAUGUAUACUAUCAUAUCACAUCCAAACAUUCAGCUCCAGAGAAAUGGAAUGAGAAACCAAAAAAUCAGUUAAACAAAGAAGCAGAUUCUGUGAAAAGCCCUCCUCUUCCUGAACAUCAGGAAAUGGUCUCUAAUUCAGCAGAACUCCUGAAACCCAUACCUGCCCUUUCCGUAGAAACACAGAAAUUUGGCCCAGUUAUGUCUCCAGAAUCACCAAAACCUACUCCUCUUACUUCCCUGGACUCUCAGAAGCCUGGCCCUGUUGUUUCUUCUGAGCCACAGGCACCUUCUCUUCCUUCUCCUGAGCCUCCAAAACCUGCCCCUGUUUCUUCUCCUGAACUUUCAAAACCAGUCCCUCUUGUUUCUGAAUCUCAGAAACCAGUCCCUAUUCCUUCUCCAGAACCACAGAAACUAGCUCCUGUAUCUCCUGAGUCAGUAAAGGCUACUCUUACUAAUCCCAAACCCCAGAAACAAUCCCAUUUCCCAGAAACAUUGGGGCCGCCUUCAGCCUCAUCUCCAGAGUCACCAGUUCUAGCUGCCUCCCCUGAACCGUGGGGACUGUCCCCAACUGCGUCUCCAGAGUCUCGGAAGCCAGUCCGGACUGUCUCCCCCGAGCCAAGGAAGCUGUCCCCAUCAGAGUCUCCUGAACCUUGGAAGCCAUUUCCUGCUGUCUCCCCAGAGCCUCGGAGACCGGCUCCAGCUGUGUCACCAGGUUCGUGGAAGCCAGGUCCACCUGGGUCCCCCAGGUCUUGGAAAUCCAGCCCGUCAGCAUCAUCAGGACCUUGGAAGCCAGCUAAACCUGCUCCAUCUGUAUCUCCUGGACCUUGGAAACCAAUUCCUUCUAUAUCACCUGGACCUUGGAAACCAACUCCAUCCGUGUCCCCUGCAUCCUGGAAGUCUUCAUCAGUCUCACCUGGUUCCUGGAAAUCUCCCCCUGCAUCUCCUGAGUCAUGGAAGUCUGGCCCACCAGAACUCCGAAAGACAACUCCCACCUUGUCACCUGAACAUUGGAAGACAAUUCCUCCGGUGUCUCCUGAGCUCCGUAAAGCAGGACCUUCCUUGUCUCCUGAGCUUCGCAAACCAGGCCCACCACCGUCCCCAGAGAUCCGUAGUCCAGCAGGGUCUCCAGAGCUCAGAAAACCCUCAGGGUCUCCAGAACUUUGGAAACUUUCUCCUGAUCAGCGGAAAACUUCUCCUGCUUCACUUGAUUUUCCUGAAUCCCAGAAGAGUUCCCGUGGUGGUUCCCCUGAUCUCUGGAAGUCUUCCUUUUUUAUUGAACCUCAGAAACCCGUCUUCCCUGAUACCCGGAAACCAGGUCCUUCUGGGCUAUCUGAGUCCCCUAAAGCAGCCUCUGAUAUCUGGAAGCCUGUUCUCUCAAUAGAUGCUGAGCCUAGAAAACCUCUGUUUUCUGAGGCUACCAAAACAGCCCCUCCUGCAUCUCCUGAACCACGAAAACGUGCUCUUUUUCCAGAGCCCCGGAAACUUGCCCUUUUCUCCGAACUUCCCAAAUCUGCUAUCUUCUCAGAGUCUCAGAAGGCAGUUGAGCUUGGUGAUGAACUACAGGCAGAUGCCAUGGAUGAUCAAAAGUGUGAUGUUUUGGUUCAGGAAGAACUACUAGCUACACCUAAGAAACUCUUAGAAGACACAUUAUUUCCUUCCUCAAAGAAGCUCAAGAAAGACAACCAAGAGAACUCAGAUGCUGAGCUUAGUAGCAGUGAGUAUAUAAAAACAGAUUUGGAUGUGAUAGAUAGUAAGGGCCAAGAAUCAAGCAGUGAUCAAGAGCAGGUUGAUGUGGAAUCUAUUGAUUUUAGUAGAGAGAACAAAAUGGACAUGACUAGUCCAGAGCAGUCCAAAAAUGUACUGCAAUUUACCGAAGAAAAAGAGGCUUUUAUCUCCGAAGAAGAGAUUGCAAAAUACAUGAAGCGUGGAAAAGGAAAGUAUUACUGCAAAAUUUGUUGCUGUCGUGCUAUGAAAAAAGGUGCUGUUUUGCAUCAUUUGGUUAACAAGCAUAAUGUCCAUAGUCCUUACAAAUGUACAAUUUGUGGAAAGGCUUUUCUGUUGGAAUCUCUUCUUAAAAAUCAUGUAGCAGCUCAUGGGCAAAGUUUACUUAAAUGUCCGCGUUGUAAUUUUGAAUCAAAUUUUCCAAGAGGCUUUAAGAAACACUUAACUCAUUGUCAAAGCCGGCAUAAUGAAGAGGCAAAUAAAAAGCUAAUGGAAGCUCUCGAACCUCCACUGGAGGAGCAGCAAAUUUGAUUUUUAAACACAGUAUGGCUACGUGCUCUGCAGAACUGUGUAUUGAGCCAAAUUGUUGCAAGUGUAGUUACAUAGCCUCAUUGGAUCAGUAGGUGUUAGUGUGUAUGGUGUACUGUGUUUGUCUCAGUAGUGUUACAAAAAAUAAGUGUGCGGUCAUUUUUUCUUGGUCUCUGUUUAUGUGGCUGUUGUGUAAGUCAGUAAAUUCAUAUUGUAUAUUCCAGGUGGGUAAAAUUUCUCUAAUUUCUUUAUAUUUUGAAUAAUUUGAAGAGGUAGGCAUUCCAUUUAACAAUCAAGAGCAAGUCAUACUCAAUUUAAAACAUCUAGUUAAAGUGUAUCUUUUUUUGUGCAACUAUUUUCAGACAAUGGAAAUUAUUUGUUAGAAUGUUUAAGAAUUAAGCAUGAAAAUGAGAA